UGGUGUUGGGUGCUGUAGUGUAGUCGAGUCAGGUUCAGUACACGUUAGACGCAGCAGCUUCCACCACAAGUUUCCACACCCCGUGACCAGUAGUAAAUUGUUCUUCGGGUGGUGUAACGCCAGUUAUUUUGGAUCACAAUCUAUACGGAUGGCACUAGAAGCUUUCUUGGUGUCCAUGGUGACUUAUUUUGCAGUUACAAGAACUAAAAACACUGGGAUAAUGUGAAAUUUACCGAAUGUAUGUGUAGAUGCGACCGCACUGGCUGGCUUGUGAACACUGGCACUGAGGCCACAUGUGGGACGUGUCCCGGACGAAUCACGUAAAGCGAGUUUUUUAUCGCGAGGUUGAAACUUCGAAGCAGACAUUAAAGUGAAAUAUAAUUAAUCAUGACGUGCCUGUGGGUAGUAGUGGUUCUAGUGGCUGUUGCCUCUGUGGAGGCCAGUGGACCAUUUCGUAAGAUGUUUUCUAAUCAUGGAAAUUUGAAUAUUCCUCCAUCUUUGUGGGAUGAUGUUGGAGACCCUCUCUUUUUAACACCACUUCUGGAAGCAGGAAAAAUUAAGGAGGCAAGAACCCUGAGUUAUGUAAAGCUUGGACACCGCCUUAGUCAUAGCUUCUCAGGCUUUUUUACAGUCAACAAACAGUACAACUCUAACCUCUUCUUUUGGUUCUUCUCAGCAAUGACAGGAUCAGCUGAUGCCCCAGUUUUAGUGUGGCUUCAGGGAGGACCUGGUGGUUCCUCUCUCUUUGGCUUGUUUGCUGAGCAUGGACCUUUCAGUAUUGAUGCCUCUCAGCAUAUUGUUCCUCGCAACUUCUCCUGGAACAGAAAUCAUAAUAUUAUAUACAUUGAUAGUCCAGUAGGCACAGGGUUCAGCUUCACAAGAAAUGAUACUGGUUAUGCUAGAAAUGAGACAGAUGUUGGCAGAGACCUUUAUGUUGCCAUGGUGCAGUUCUUCACAAUGUUUCCUGAGCUGCAGCACAAUGAUUUUUUUGUCACUGGAGAAUCUUAUGCAGGGAAGUAUGUUCCAGCCUUGGCAUACACCAUCCACAAGUUGAAUCCUGCAGCAGAAUUGAAGAUAAACCUGAAAGGAUUUGCAAUAGGAGAUGGUUUAUGUGAUCCAAUUUCUAUGGUGGAUUAUGGAGACUUCCUCUAUUUUAUUGGUUUGAUUGAUGAGAUUGACCUAAAAUACUUCAAGCAACAGAGUGCAUUGACAGUCUCUUACAUCAAUCAACAGGAGUGGCUUAAGGCCUUUCAGGUAUUUGAUAACCUCUUGAAUGGAGACAAAACAGGAUACCCAUCAUACUUCACCAAUGUAACUGGACUUACUAACUACUAUAACUACAUUGCUGAUGGACAACCUGAGGAUAUGCAGUAUUGGACACCAUUUAUCAACAAGACCAAUGUACGUAAAGAGAUCCACGUUGGAAACUUGACGUUCAACGAUGGCUCAGAGGUUGAGACGUAUCUCUUAGAAGAUAUUAUGCAGAGUGUGAAACCUUGGAUUGAAGAGUUGAUGAAUAACUACAGUGUGUUGAUAUACAAUGGCCAACUGGAUGUGAUCGUCGCGUAUACACUUACGGAGAACUUCGUCUCCUCCUUGAAGUGGAAGAAUGCCGCACAGUUUCAACAGUCACCACGUUCCAUAUGGCGUGUGGGUGACAGUGUGGCUGGUUAUGUGAGAGAGGUUCCAGGCUUUGCUCAAGUCAUGGUUCGCAAUGCUGGACAUAUGGUUCCACAUGACCAGCCACAGUGGGCCUUUGACAUGAUUACUCGAUUUACAUCUGCAAAGUCAUUUUCGUCUCCUUAAAUAUUUUUCACUUGAAAACUGGGAUUAAUGAAGCUCUCAUUAUCCUAAUCCUUUAUGUAUUUUUGUCUAUAUAAAGUUUUGCUGCAGAAUUGCACUUUAUAAAGAUUUUUAUGAUUAAUCACCAUAGAAUAGCUGCAGGCAAAGUGGUUUGUUGUAGUAUUAGCAUUGUCUCACAACCAGCUUGGUUGACCUUGAUAUUGCCUUGACUUCUCAUUCAGUGCAUUUGAAGUCACUGGUGCUUGUGGUUUGAACUAUAAUCAUAGAUGAUGAGAGCAACCACUGCCCUUAUGAAAGUGAAUCUACAGUAGGUUGUAAGCAAUUAUUUUCAGUUGUAUACUUUAAUGUAUUCACUCAUUUUUAUUUUAUCUCUUAUAAUUUGAAGAUGAUUGCAAAAAGGUGAUAAGCUUUUUUUGUUUGUUUGUUUUAUGGUUAAUUGUUAAAAUUUCUAGAUAUUGUUUUAUGGUUGGUUGUUAAAAAUUCUAGAUAUAAGAAUGUGAGAAAAUGAUUUUGAGACAGUUAAGGUAUUCUUUAUUAAUUUUGACCUAUCAUAAUAUGUACACAUUUAAAAAAAAGAAUACAGAAUUUAAUACUAAGAGUAUUGUUCAACUAGUUAAAAUACUUUUUGAUGUUUAUAAUAAUUAAAAAAAAAAAACAGGUUUUGUUAAUUGUGAAUGUAAAAAAAAAAAAGGUCCAAUAACAAUGAAGUGCUUCAUUAUAUCUGGACAGUACUAAGUAAGAUCUUCCCAGUUAACUUGUAUUUUUAUUAUAUCAGAAGUUGCUAUGGUAACCUAUUUAUCCUCGCCAUUUUUCACCACAUCUUACACUUACUCUUCUAAACACUUUUUUGCUUCUUUCCUUAUCACAUUCACCAACAUUAAGACAUGAAGUUUAAUGCUUUUUAUUAGCUAUAAUUAUGUACACGAUGGAGGGAGGGGCUGAAAGAAGUUUUGUGUGCAAGGGGCUUGGACGUACAGAAGGCAUGUGUGGGGGUGGUAGGAGUGAAUGGAGAUUGGUUUUUUGGGGCGUGAUAAGCUGUUGGAGUGUGAGCAGGGUAAUAUUUUGUGAAGGGAUUCAGGAAACCGGUUAGCUGGGCUUGAAUCCUGGAGGUGGAAAAUACAAUGCCUGCACUUUAAAGGAGGGAUAUAGGAUAUUUACUGUUUGGAGUGACAUCUGAACCGUCAUGUCUGGGCACCUCUGCAAAGACAGUGAUUAUGUGUGAAUGAGGGUGAAAGUGUUUUUUGGGUCACCCUGCCUCAAUGGGAGAUGGCCAACAUGUUAAAAAAAAAAGUCUGAGAAAGUAUCAAAAAUAGGAUAUUUUCACCCAGUCUUAAUAAACA
Messenger RNA from Cherax quadricarinatus, 3143 nucleotides. Its product is annotated as probable serine carboxypeptidase CPVL. Lineage: Eukaryota; Metazoa; Arthropoda; Malacostraca; Decapoda; Parastacidae. Gene Ontology annotation, molecular function: serine-type carboxypeptidase activity. The record is from RefSeq and is a predicted model, not a curated record. Gene Ontology annotation, biological process: proteolysis.